AUGCAAGGUACUCGUCGUGUCAAGGCUCUCUGCAUAGGAGCCGAUGUUUACACACAUUUGGACCCAUUGGAUGAGGCUGUGAAAGAUGCGCGUAGAAUGCAUAGGGAUCUGGAAGGCAGCUCGGGCUGCUCCUCCUUCCUCCUCGCCAACCCGUCGACGAGACAGUCCAUGUUAGACAUUCUUUCCUCUCUCGCCAUGGACUGCCAGACCAAGCGACCGGAGCUGAUGCUGGUGUUCUAUGCCGGGCAUGCGAUACAGCUGAGCUCGGGUGAGAUCGCAAUGCUGACAUGCGAUGUCGUGAGGCCGGAGAUGUCAGAGGAGCAAGGAUGGAGCGUGGUGACCGUCGCAGAUAUGCUGAGCGCCAUGGCUGCGGGGGCAGAGAACGUGGAGGGGCUAAAGUAUCGAGCCAGUGAGAUCGGACAAGACUAG
Messenger RNA from Guillardia theta CCMP2712, 429 nucleotides. RefSeq lists its product as hypothetical. Bases 1 to 429 code for a protein of 142 amino acids. Gene Ontology annotation, biological process: proteolysis. NCBI's taxonomy places the organism in Eukaryota, Cryptophyceae, Pyrenomonadales, Geminigeraceae. Gene Ontology annotation, molecular function: cysteine-type endopeptidase activity. The transcript has a single exon. The record is from RefSeq and is a predicted model, not a curated record.